Molecule: messenger RNA, 306 nt
Organism: Penicillium roqueforti
Lineage: Eukaryota; Fungi; Ascomycota; Eurotiomycetes; Eurotiales; Aspergillaceae
Exons: 3
Coding region: 1-306 (101 amino acids)
Source: RefSeq, a predicted model, not a curated record
AUGUCAUUAUUGUACCACACGACGACCUGUCCGACCUCUUCCAUCGCCCUCGUUCCUCCGUUCACGAAAUCAACCUGUGCAACUCGGACACAGCACUCCCCCAACAUUCUUGACGAGACCCACAAUAACCGUGCGCACCUUGCAAAUAGAGAUUUCGAGAGAAACGAUCAGAGUGACACAAUUGCGAUCACGCGACUGCUGUUCACUUUCGACUCUCGUUUCCAAGUGGAUACUAUUUUGCUUGAGAGCUGUAUGGUGAUCUACACGCGCCAGCUAAACCAGCUAAAGAUUCUCUCGAGUAUUUGA